Molecule: messenger RNA, 3334 nt
Organism: Polyodon spathula (Mississippi paddlefish)
Lineage: Eukaryota; Metazoa; Chordata; Actinopteri; Acipenseriformes; Polyodontidae
Product: serine/threonine-protein phosphatase 2A 56 kDa regulatory subunit alpha isoform
Exons: 13
Coding region: 909-2342 (477 amino acids)
Biological process (GO): protein dephosphorylation; signal transduction
Cellular component (GO): nucleus; cytosol; protein phosphatase type 2A complex
Molecular function (GO): protein phosphatase activator activity
Source: RefSeq, a predicted model, not a curated record
UGGUUGUGUUUUGGUAGCAAAGGUGAGGUUACGUCGAGGUGCGUAGCUUUCAGUUAUGCGUUUGUAUUUAAUUAAUUAAACCAAAGUUAAGCUGUUACAGGAAGUGCCGCUUAAAACCGACAAGCCGUGCGGAGUAUAAGCAUUUGCCUUUUUCUGUUAAAUUUCGACAGAGACGUUUGUAGAGAAUGACUCGGUUGUUGCUGACGCUUGUUAGAUAGUUGAGAGGUUCCCAGACUGUCUUCUUCUCGUACUUGCUUAGGCUUAAACAGCGGUGAGCCACCGGAGAUAGUAGCAGAUACGUUGUAAAAGCAAAGUUGAGGUUUCCAGAAGAGGGAAAGCGUGUUUUUCGUGAUCAGUUAGUUUGGAAGUUAAUAUAUAUAUAUAUAUAUAUAUAUAUAUAUAUAUAUAUAUAUAUAUAUAUAUAUAUAUAUAUAUUAAUAUACGGCACAUCCGUCUUAUUUUUGUGAGCGAUCGUUUUGGAAUUUGGAUUACUAUUUUUGCAAGCAUAAGUAGCAACCUGUAGAUUUAUUCCUUUUCAACGAUAAUGUGGCCGUUUUUUUGUAUUUAUAUUGAUCUAGCUUGUAUGUUUCGCAUUAGGAAAAGCGAAUCUGUAAAUUGCAAUUGAUGCCGUAGUUUUAAUAGGCGAGUUUUAACAUUGGUUGUUUGGUACAUUUUCUUGACGGUGGAAUUUAAUGAAUAGAAAAACAUUUCAAUGGGUGUUGCUGAUGAAUCAUCAGAUAGUGUUGGUUUUUAAAAUAUAUAGUGUAUAUUGAAACUUGGUGAUCUGUCCAUAGCGGACUUUAGUUUAAUCUCCUUUUCACUGUUUAAGAUUGUAUGAUCUGCCGAAGAUUAGUCACCUUGAAGUGGAAAUAUAUAUAGUCAACAUUUUUUAGUAGCCACACAAGAAAAUGUCGGCUAUCUCGGCAGCAGAAAAGGUGGACGGGUUCACACGAAAAUCCGUGAGAAAAGCGCAGAAACAGAAGAGAUCGCAAGGCUCGUCUCAGUUCCGGACCCAGAGCAGCCUGGUCGAGCUUUCACCCUUACCACAGCUCAAAGAUGCCCCAACGACAGAGCAGCAAGAGCUGUUCUGUCAGAAGCUACAGCAGUGCUGCAUGUUGUUUGAUUUCAUGGACUCUGUUAUAGACCUGAAGAGCAAAGAAAUUAAACGAGCAACACUAAACGAACUGGUGGAUUUUGUGUCCACAAACAGGGGUGUGCUGGUUGAGGCAGCUUACCCUGAAAUUGCUGCAAUGAUUAGCAACAACAUUUUCCGAACACUUCCUCCCAGUGAGAACCCAGAUUUUGACCCUGAAGAGGAUGAACCCACUCUUGAGGCCUCAUGGCCCCAUAUACAGCUGGUGUACGAGUUUUUUCUAAGGUUCUUGGAAAAUCCUGAUUUCCAGCCUAGCAUUGCAAAGCGAUACAUUGACCAGAAGUUUGUGCUGCAGCUUUUGGAACUGUUUGACAGUGAAGAUCCACGAGAGCGAGACUUCUUAAAAACUGUGCUGCACCGGAUUUAUGGAAAAUUCCUGGGGUUAAGAGCAUUCAUCAGGAAGCAGAUAAACAAUAUCUUUUUGCGGUUCAUAUACGAAACUGAACAUUUUAAUGGAGUUGCCGAGCUGCUGGAGAUCUUGGGAAGUAUCAUCAACGGUUUUGCACUACCUUUAAAAGCAGAACACAAACAGUUUCUAAUGAAGGUUUUGAUUCCUAUGCACACAGCUAAGGGUCUGGCCCUGUUUCACGCACAGCUGGCUUACUGUGUUGUACAGUUCUUGGAAAAAGACCCCACCCUUACUGAAACGGUCAUUAGAGGAUUGCUGAAGUUUUGGCCAAAAACUUGCAGUCAAAAGGAGGUCAUGUUCUUGGGUGAAAUUGAGGAAAUCCUUGAUGUCAUUGAGCCCUCACAGUUUAAAAAGAUUCAGGAACCUCUGUUCAAGCAGAUUGCAAAGUGUGUCUCCAAUCCUCACUUUCAGGUAGCUGAACGAGCUUUAUAUUUCUGGAAUAAUGAAUAUAUUCUGAGUCUAAUUGAGGAAAACAUUGACAAAAUCCUACCAAUUAUGUUUGGUAGCUUGUACAGAAUCUCCAAAGAGCACUGGAACCCGACAAUUGUAGCACUGGUGUACAAUGUUUUAAAGACAUUAAUGGAGAUGAACGGCACACUGUUUGAUGAGUUAACCAGUUCAUAUAAAGCAGAAAGACAACGUGAGAAGAAGAAAGAGCAGGAGCGUGAGGAGCUGUGGCAGAAGCUGGACGAGCUCAGGGUGAAGGAAGCAUCCGGGAUGCUGAACAACACUCACAGCCUGCAGAACGCUCAGAACAAUAAUAACACGUGCACCAAAUGACACGGGAUCCACAAUACAGCCACAACGUCUACUGGAUGGGCAGCAUCAUUCUCUGCUUUUUUGAAACGUGUGAGAAAUAUCGAGAGAAAACCUCAUCAGUAUGUUAAAAAUAUAUAUAAAUAAAUAUAAGCCAAUUUGUGGCAAGCUAUAAAUAAGAAUCUGUGGACUUAAGAAUAUUUUUUGGGAUGUUAGUGUGGCCACAGCAGAUUUGUAACCUUGUCUAAUCAUUGAUUUAUUGUGUCACUUUUAGAGUUAUUUCACUGAGAAAUGAGUUUUAUUAUCAUUUAUGAUGAGCGAGGGGGGAAAAAUAAAAUAUGGGAGUGGUGAGAAUUAUGACCUGAACAUUUGAUUGUGCUGCACAUAGGCAAAUUAGUCAGCUAUUUAAAGUAAUGAUUUCCCUAUUUUAAUGUGCUUUCCCCACUGCUGCAGAACUGGAGGUGGGAGAGUGGUAACAGUUGUGCUGUUUCCUUGGAUAAAAGCAGAGGAUCUAUGUCCCUCACCUCCCCCAGGGUGCCCUUUCCUCCUGGGUGUUUUAUUUCCUUUCUAAAGAUAAAUUGUUUCUUUUUUUGCUACUGUAAUCUAUUUAAGACACAUGGGACUUAAAUACAGCCAUCAAUUAACUAUUUUAAGUAUUAAAUAUGAACUGUAGAACAUAAUGGGCACAGAGUAUUUUAAUUUCCUUAUUAAAGUAGAAAUUGAGUAAGUGAGAGUUAACAAGAUAUGAGCCAUAUUUUUCCACAGAAAAUUAAACACCUGGGUUUUAUUUCUAGAUGGAUGGAGCAUUAUCUUAACAUGGUGUAAAAGACUGUAAGAAGUUGACCACAGGGGGGAAAAAUGUAUGUUUGUAUUCUAUAUUUAGUUUUUUUUUCUGAUGCCUUUUGUCAGAGUACCAUUCCAUUCUGUUAACAUAAAAUUGUGUGGAAAACAGUUUUGUAAUGAAAGGCCUUCUUUGGGGUUUUCAACAUCAGUAAAUAAAGUCUACUUUGUUUCUA